CUCCAACAACUCUAAGGUUGAAUAAUAAUUAAACGUAUUGUCUUGAAGUAGAUUUUUAUUGAGUACAGACUGUGUCAAAGAUGUUUUGUUUAAAAGAAGUCUCCUGAUGCUAUUGUUGUUGUUGUUGUUGUUUCCACAUGACUUUACCAUAUCCAAUGGGCUUCAAUGAAGGCAGGAAAAGAUUCUUCUCACACAAACGCGGCAGAACAAAUCUCCCUCCCGCCCUCCUUGUAGAAUUAUUAAACAUCAGAAACGACUCCUGAUGUAACCUCGGCAUGAAACGGAGCAACUUCUUUGAGAAAGCAGAACAGAUUUGUGUUAAAGAAGGAACCAAACGUCUGACAUGACGCCUCCUGCGUCUUUCUACUUGUCCUUCUGGCUGAGCCUGCUUCUGGGGCUGCUCUGCCUGCUGUUUGUCAUCUGCUGGAGCUGCGUGUGGCGAGGCGGCCUCGGCUGGGACGGCUCAUACCUGGAGUUCAACUGGCACCCUGUCCUCAUGGUGUCGGGUCUGGUGGUUCUGUACGGCAUCGCGGCUGUGGUGUAUCGUGUGCCGUCCACCUGGAGGCAGAAGAAGUCCACGUGGAAGCUGGUGCACGGCGGCCUGAUGCUGCUGGCUCUGCUGCUGUCCGCUCUGGGCUUGUGUGCCGUCUUUGACUUCCACCGGGCCGCCAGCAUCCCUGACAUGUACUCUCUGCACAGCUGGGUGGGCCUCUCCACUGUGCUGUUGUUUGCCUUUCAGUGGCUCCUCGGCUUGGCUGGUUUCCUGCUGCCGUGUUCUCCUCCGUGGUUUCGCAGCCGACUCAAGCCCGUCCACAUCUUGCUGGGGAACGUGGUUCUGAUCCUCAGCCUGACUUCCUGUAUCAGUGGAAUCAAUGAAAAACUGAUUUUUACACUGGACGGAAGCACUAACGAAUCCUACAGCUCUCUGCCUUUGGAAGCAAAGUUUGCUAACUUUCUGGGUAUCCUGAUUGUGGCCUUUGGGAUGGUUGUCCUGAGAAUCUUGUCAAAGGAAGAGUGGCGGCGGCCAGAAACAGAGGAAAGUGCUCACGUGAGUUCUCUGUUGACUCAACCUGUUUUCUUUUCAUUUUCACGUUGAUUUUUGAAUUUUUAUUAUUUUUAUUAUUGAGGUGAAAAACUAAUCUAAUAACGCUUUUUAAUUGCAGCCUCUGAUGGACGGACACAGAACCUGAAGAUACAGAAGAAACUUUAAUAAACUUCGUUUAUUUAAGUAGGACUUUUUUUUCUCAUUUCAAUGAUUACAAAAUAAAAGUCUUCUUGCAGUUUUUGAAUUUUUGACUUUGACUAAUUGUAUUCAAUCCUGUCAAGCUCUUAUAAGGUGUUAUGUGAGUGACUUUAAAGCUUCAGUGACAUCAUGUUUGGUUACAUUUUUAAACUGAACCUGCAUUAAGACGACUUAGAGAUAAAAUAGAAACCCACAGCACAAUCAAACUCUUGGAGUUCCACUCCAGUCAUAUUUGAGCUCUAUUAAAUGCAUUUUCAGGGGUUUUUCAUUUAUAAUUAUGUCAUUUUUAUCCAAAAUUAAAAAAAAAAAUGUCAUCUUUUAGGACAUAGUUUCUGUAGAGUGACAUGAGUUCAAUAAAAAUUUUUCCUUUUCCCUCCCCGUUGCGACACAUCUUUGUUUCCAUGCUCUUCCACUAGCUUACAGCUCCCAACAACCCCCACAUUACAUUACAACAAAAACGGCGAGCAGAAUUGGAGUUAUCCAGCCGCACAGUUUUGA
This is a messenger RNA of Oryzias melastigma (Indian medaka), 1741 nucleotides long. Its product is annotated as cytochrome b ascorbate-dependent protein 3. NCBI's taxonomy places the organism in Eukaryota, Metazoa, Chordata, Actinopteri, Beloniformes, Adrianichthyidae. The record is from RefSeq and is a predicted model, not a curated record. Bases 344 to 1096 code for a protein of 250 amino acids. The transcript has 5 exons. Gene Ontology annotation, cellular component: lysosomal membrane. Gene Ontology annotation, molecular function: oxidoreductase activity.